Molecule: messenger RNA, 3342 nt
Organism: Peronospora belbahrii
Lineage: Eukaryota; Oomycota; Peronosporomycetes; Peronosporales; Peronosporaceae
Source: the annotation of a GenBank genome assembly
AUGUCUGCAUAUGUAGAGAUUGUCUUUGAUAAUACGGAUGGACGCUUACCUGUGGAUGAUAAUGAAGUUACAUUACGACGUACGAUUGGUAUAAAGAAGGAUGAAUUCUUUUUAAAUCGAAAACACAUUACAAAGACUGAUGUGAUUCAUUUAUUAGAAAGUGCAGGGUUUUCACGUUCGAAUCCAUAUUAUAUUGUACAACAGGGUAAAGUCAAUGCUCUUGCUGUUAUGCGUGAACGAGAGAGAUUGGAACUACUGAAGGAAGUUGCAGGUACUAAAGUAUACGAAGAUCAAAGAAUUAAAUCACUGAAGAUUCUACACGAGACACAGACACAGCGAGAAAAGAUUCAGGAAGUGGUGAAUUAUAUUGAAGAGAGAUUAAGUGAAUUGGAAGAAGAGAAGCAAGAGCUUCAAGAAUAUCAACAACUAGACAGAGAGCAACGUGCUUUAGAGUAUACGAUGCAUGAGAAGGAAUUGCAAAAUAUACGUGCUGAGAUUGAGACAAUAGACAAACAACGACAGGAGGAGAGUGUGCGGUUGACAGAGUUACAUGAAAAGCUCAUGCACGUUCGGGCAAAAAGUAAUCAACUUGAAAGUGAUCAUCGUAGUAAAAAGCAAGAUCUAAUACAACUUGUGGAGGAGCGAAAGAGUCGAGAAGAGGAGCGAAAGGAACUGAUGGAGGCUAGAUACAAACUCGAAAUGGAAGCGGAAGAGCUGAAAGAACAAAUCCACACGGAUGGCGUACAGAGAUCCACAGUAUCGAAGCAAGUGGAAGUGGUGAAACGCGAAAUCGAAGCCAAGCAAGCCCAGCUAAAUCGUGAGAUUCUACCCGCACUUCAACAGGCAGAGCAAGCAUAUGACCAAGUGGCACGUAAACUUCAGGAGUGCAAAGCACAGUCAGAGCAUCUUAUUGCCAAGCAGGGUCGGAAAAGUCAGUUUCACACCCAGCAACAGCGUGACGACUACCUUCAGCGUGAAAUCAGUGAUAUCGAGGGACUGGUGCGCAGGAAAGAGUCCGACACAGCGUCGUUGCGACAAUAUAUUAAGGGCUUGGCGCAGUCGAUCGAGGGAUCUGAGCAAACGCUCCAGCAGCAGAUCGAUGAGCUACGUGAACACCGUCUUCAAGUGGACACUGUCGGGACGGAAGUGCUUCGUCUGAAAGAGCACCGCAACAUCUUAAAUGAAGAACGAAAGGCAAAGUGGCGCGAGGAUAACCAGAUAUCCUACCACGAGCGUGAGCUCAGAAAGAAGUUAAACAAUGGUGAAAAUGCUUUGCAGAGCACAAUGGGGUAUGGUGUCCGCCGUGGUCUACAGGCAGUGCAAGAGAUGAAAGAUCGGAUCCAAGGAAUUUAUGGACCCUUGAUCGACCUCGUAAAACCUGUUGAUGAACGUUAUUGUAUCGCUGCGGAUGAGGCUGCUGGUGGUGCUCUUUUUCAUGUAGUCGUAGAUACGGAUGACACUGCUGCACGUAUUAUGCAAGAAUUAGACAAGAGGAAUUUGGGACGGCUUACUUUUUUUACCUCUCAAUCGCUUGAAGAAAUUCGGAAGGGUGUUAUGGCCGCAUUUGGUAAGAAGUUGUUAUGCCCGGACUUGGACGCGUGCGGUCGGUAUGCUGAGCAGACAAACAUGGACUGCUUAACGUUGGACGGUGACAUGGUCCAUCGGCGUGGUGCUUUGAACGGUGGCUUUAAAGAUCCACGCCGAUCUCGUACCCGAGCAAUGAUGGAAGUGAAGCAGGCGCAAUUGGAUCUUGAAAGCAUCGUGAAAAAGGCUCGUAGAGUGAAGGCAGAAGGCCAAAAAGCUGAUCAGAAAGUGACCGGAGUGAUUAGUGAGAUUCAAAAGCUUGAGGCUGACAAACACCGCGUAAUUUCCGCCCACGAUCGCUUGUGCAGCGAGAUUUCACAACUUAAGAGCCAUAUUCUCACCCAAAAAGAAAAUUUGGCGCUGAGAGAGCGAAGCUGUGAACUUCAGGAACGAGAAAUAAACGCUUUGGUCGAAAAAAUCAAGUCGCUUCGCUCAGAACUUCUUUCGCCGAUGCAAGACACUUUGACAACUGACGAACAAAAGCUGCUGCACUCGUUGUCAACAACGGUCAUGUUGCUAGAGACAGAAGAACGAGAUCGAAGACAACAACUGGACGACGUACGUUCUCAACAAGAAAGCAUAAAAGCAGUUUUAGAUGAAAAUUUGAUCAGGCGUGAAAAUGAGCUGGUGAAGCAACUUGGCGAAGGAAUUGAAGGGCUUGCAGUUAAUGAGCGAGAAGAGAGUUUGAAAGCUAAGCAGAUCGACUUGCUUGAGGCGUCACGUUUAGUGGAUGACAACACUUCAUCGUUGAAGGACCUUGAGCAGAAAAUCAACACGUUGCAGCAGGAAAUAACAAGUGAAAAUAUGCAGGUGGAUGCAUUGAACGGAGAGGAUGUCUCAUUAAGUGACCAGAUUCAGCACGAGGCCCGGCGAGCAGAGAAGAUCUUGAAUAAGCGCCGGCGGCUGCUGAAGAAGCGUGACGACGUAUCCCGAGAUAUCCGGGAGCUGGGAACUUUGCCCAUUACUGAGCUUGAGGAGUUCAAGGUGCUGUCUUAUCAAGACGUGAUCAAGCAGUUCAAACGUCGAACUGAGAAACUACAGAAGUACAGCCACGUGAACAAGAAGGCGUUGGAUCAGUUUAUGAGCUUUCACGAGCAGCGUGCAACAUUUUUGGAAAGAAAAAAGGAGAUAGACGAUGCUUACAAUUCGAUCAAAGACCUGAUCGAUGUCUUAGACAAGCGCAAAGACGAAGCCAUUUUUCGCACGUUCAAAGGAGUGGCGGGCUUUUUCUCAGAAGUUUUUCGCGAGCUGGUACCAACGGGAGAAGGCAAGAUGAUUCUUGUUGCCGCGGAUACGAAUCAGACCAAUAACAUAGAUGGUGAUGAUACGUCGCGAAAGUCAAACGUCGACACGUACUCUGGCGUGCAGAUUAAGGUGAAUUUUCGUGGCGAGGGAGACUCCUACUUGAUGCAGCAGCUCUCGGGUGGUCAAAAGUCGUUGGUAGCCCUUGCUUUCAUCUUCGCAAUCCAACGGGUCGACCCAGCUCCUUUCUAUUUGUUUGACGAGAUUGACCAGGCAUUAGAUUCUACUCACCGAGCUGCGGUUGCGGCAUUGAUUUAUCGGCAAGCGCACUCGAAGGAGAGCCCGGCUCAGUUCAUCACGUCAACAUUCCGCCCUGAGCUCGUGAAUAUUGCUGACAAAUUCUAUGGCAUAGGCUACCAAAACAAAAUCAGCAAUGUCUACUCGAUGACAAAGGAAGAGUCCCUUGACUUUAUCUCGAAUAUCAUGGCGGAAGAAGAGGGUGUGACAGGACCGUAA